AAAUCAGUACUGUGUGUUCAGUAUCAGUCAAUGGCUGACCAUUUAAAUAAAGAAUAAAUAAAAAUAAAUUAAAUAGCUAAAUAAACAUCAGUAGUACUGUUUAGUAUCAGUCAAAUGCUGACUAUUUUAAUACUGCCAGUCAAUUAGGGGCAGGUUGUAAAACAAGAAUAAAAGUAUAAAAGAAAAAAAAAUGCUAUAAAAGUUCAGGGGAAACUUUCAACGGUGGAAAACCAGACUUUUAAAUAUUACAUUUUGUAAAUGCAAUGACUGGAAUUGUUCGGUUGAAGGGGGUACCAAACUGCAAAUCCUGAACAAAAGAGUUUGGUGAAUACAUGUUUACACAUUAGCUUCCACUCAGCUGACAACAAUGAAAGUAACUAUGUGGUUAGCUAGUUAGCUAUAAGCUCAUUGUCACGAAGAGUAAAAGAUGGACGUUGUUUAUUUACUAUCCAGCAUUGCGUCUCACCAACUAGGUAACAAUGUAGCGUGAAAUCAACACUCAACAGACAGAAUCCACCACUGCACCUUUGUCUGCUGAGCUGCAAAAAGAUGCUUCCCUUUCAAUCUGCUACGUUACUGACUGAAAUGACAAACUAUAACUGGCUAACAUGGCAAACAGUUGUGAUAAACAUGAGUGACAUGGUUGUCAGGGACAGGGUUAACAUUAUAUUAAUUAUACUGAAAAGGGAAAAUGAUGGGGUCAUUGUUUAUUAACCUUCCAGUAUGUAUUUCACCAACUAGUUUGCAACUUAUCACGAAGACACCGUUUAACUCCGCACUGUUAGCAGAACCACCGUCAGCUCAGCUCUGUAAAUGAUGGAGUCGGGGGGCCUGGUUAGCUCAGCGAUUAUUGAGGCUGACUACCACUCCUGGAGUUGCGAGUUCGAAUCCAGGGCGUGCUGAGUGACUCCAGCCAGGUCUCCUAAGCAACCAAAUUGGCCCGGUUGCUAGGGAGGGUAGAGCCACAUGGGGUAACCACCUCGUGGUUGCUAUAAUGUGGUUCUCGCUCUUGGUGGGGCACGUGGUGAGUUGUGCAUGGAUGCCGCGGAGAAUAGCGUGAAGCCUUCACACGCGCUAUGUCUCUGUGGUAACGCGCUCAACAAGCCACAUGAUAAGAUGCGUGGAUUGGCGGAUCCGUCCUCCACCACCCUGAUUGAGAUGAGUCAAUACACCACCACGAGGACCUAGAGCGCAUUAGGAAUUGGGCAUUCCAAAUUGGGGAGAAAACGGGAGAAAAAAACAAAAAAGUCGGAGGGUGCUCUGCUGGACAAACUACAUUAUGACACCAAUUCUAAAUCACCCCAAGCAUUGUUUUCUGCUUUAUAUGUUCUGAAAAAAAAGUUUUCAAAUCUGUUCAUAUCAGAAAACAUAUACGCCGAUACCAAUAUAUCUGUGAAAGGCUAAUGUCGGCCGACCGAUAAAUCGGCCGGGCACUAGUUUAUACCACUUAUAGCUAGAAUAAGCCUAUAAUUAAUUAAAGAAAAUGUUGCCCCAGUUUGAGAACCACUGGUCUAGGGGGUCCUUGCACUAUAGUUAGUUCCAUUCAUAACAGAGUGUGAGCAUUUAACGUGGUCGUCAUUGUGUUGUUGUUUGUGUGUGUGACACUGAAGGCUUACCUUGCCCCAGAAGACCUGGUCAGCUCUAUUGUGUAGCAGUUAGGCCGGGUUUUUUCCGAGGCACCUGGUUAGCUCAGUCUUUCAUAUUUGGUGUUUAAUAAGGGGGUUGAAAGGGUUAACACACUCGCACAUUCUCUUCCCCUCUGACACCACCCCAUUUUUUUUCCUGUAUCCGGGCAGGUAAGCGUCCUGGGCCCUACAGACAUAAACCUCUGUAUUUUCAGUCUAGCUCUCUCCAUUUCCCUCUUAUACUCUUGUUGAGACUUCCUUAAGUCCAACUCAAACCUUUCUCGCUGUAAAGCCAGCAACUCUUGUUUCAUUACAAGCACCUCUUUUUUUCUAUCACAAGAGCCUCCUCUGUAACACCAAGCUCUCUUGACUAUUUCCAAUUUGUAUAAGUUUUGUGGUAAGUCAUCCAUUAAAGACAGCAAACUCUCUCAACAGAGCGACAGUCAGUUGUAUAAAAUCUGCACGGAAAAGCACAACUAAGCAGCGUGUUUAAUGCUCUCUGAGAAGUUGCAUCUCUCAAUUCAUUCCUUUAAGAGCAACACAGCAAAAAAUAUUGAACAUACUAGUUGGUUAUUGGAUGACUAAAGGAACAUCUAUCCUAUUUCUAGGAUGUGUUGGACCUCUACCAGUGACUUCUGUUUACAUGUUUUACAAAAUGUAUGUUCGUCAGCAGCAGUAUCACCCUGUAGCUGUAGACUGCUUGCCCACUGAAGCUAAGCAGGGUUGAGCCUGGUCACUACCUGGAUAGGAGACCUCCUGGGGAAAACUGUCCUUGCUGCUGGAAGAGGUGUUAGCGAGGCCAGCAGGGGACCUGAUGAAGCUGAAAGAGGAAAGUGAAGGACUGAAUGAAGUGGAGGAGAAACAUCAGUAUCAGAAACCUACUAAAUUCGUAACUGGAGAAAAAUCUUAUAGUUGCUCCCAGACUGAAAAGAAACACUCACAAAAAAGAUCUCGAAGAACAAAAAAAGAAAAUUCUUUCACCUGCCCUCAGUGUGGAAAGAGUUUCACAAAUAAAGUAGCCCUUCAAAGGCACAUAAGAAUUCACACUGGAGAGAAACCUUUCACAUGCCCUCAGUGUGGAAAAAGUUUCUUUGUAAAAGGAAGCCUUCAAAGGCACAUGAGAAUUCACACUGGAGAGAAGCCUUACACGUGCCAUCAGUGUGAAAAGAGUUUCACACAUAAAGGAGGUCUUAAAGUCCACUUAAGAACUCACACUGGAGAGAAGCCUUACACAUGCCAUCAGUGUGGAAAGAGUUUUAGACAUAAAGGAAGUCUUGAUAUCCACACAAGAACUCACACUGUAGAGAAGCCUUACACAUGCCUCCAGUGUGAAAAGAGUUUCACAGAGAAAGGAAGUCUUAAAGUCCACAUAAGAACUCACACUGGAGAGAAACCUUACACAUGCCAUCAGUGUGAAAGGAGUUACACACACAAAGCAAGUCUUAAUAUCCACAUAAGAACUCACAAUGUAGAGAAGCCUUACACAUGCCAUCAGUGUGAAAAGAGUUUUAGACAUAAAGUAAGUCUUAAAGUCCACAUAAGAAUUCACACUGGAGAGAAGCCUUACACAUGCCAUCAGUGUGAAAAGAGUUUCACACAUGAAAAAAUUUAUAAGGAGCACAUGAGAAUUCACACUGGAGAGACUCCAUAUAAAUGCCUUCAGUGUGGAAAGAGUUUAACAGACAAAAGUGCCCUUAAUUAUCACAUGAAAAUUCACACCGGAGAAAGGCCUUUCAUAUGCCCUCAGUGUGGGAAGAGUUUCAUCAACAAAUAUUCCCUAAAGUAUCACAUCAGAAUUCACACUGGAGAAAAGCCUUAUACCUGCAAUCUAUGUGAAAAGACUUUCACACAUAGAGGAAGUCUGAGUUGCCACUUAAAAACUCACACUGGAGCGAAGCCUUUCAGAUGCCUUCAGUGUGGAAAGAGUUUCGCAGGAAAAACAAAGCUAAGAGCUCAUAUGAAAUGUCAUUCAAGAGAGAAAUUACUCCAAUGUUCUAAAGACUAAAAGAGUGAUAUGGUGAUAACUCUUAUAGGAUGGAUGAAAUAAAGACAAAAAAUAAUUUUGGUCAUACCAAUAUGCCUAUUUUGAGAGACAUUAUAAGGAUGAGACUUGUCUUUCCUGUACAUAGGAAUGGAGAAAUCCUAUGGGAACUGGAAGAAAUACAGUUCAAAGAGUAAAUCAUCUAAAGUAAUUUUCUGUAAUUUGUCUGUAAUUAAAUGCCACCUUCUUCCACAGGAAAAUAUAUGAAUUGAUGGAGAUGUGCUGUCUGGAGAGGGCACUAUUAGUUGUAUGGAUGAUUCUUCUGAUUGAUGACAAAGAAAUUACCAAUUCAUCUGCACUACACAGUUGCAUUUUGGUAAUGGCCUGGGAGCACAGAGUUGUCAAAACCUUUUAUAUCCAGUGAAAUUGGGUUGUUUUGGUUUGUGGGAGAAGUAAUUGCAUCCCAAAGUAAGUUUACAAUAAAAAAAAAAACACCUUUCAAUUCAGGGGCCCGUUCUUCGUACGUUGAUUAUAGAGUUAUCUGGAUUUCAUUGUUGAUGAUUUGACCUGAUCCUGAAUUGUUACAUUCUUCGAAGAGCAUCUCUGAGUUGCUGUCAUGGCAACAGGUCCGUUAGCUCAAACCUGCUCUGGACAAAACUUAUUUAACAUAAACAGGAUUAGAUUGCACCUUUAAGCAGAUGUGAUACUGGAAGUCUUCCCAGCCUCUGCAUUAUUCUUACAAGAGCAGCCUUUGGAAGCAGAUAUGUUUAAUAAAUUUAGUAUAAUUAUAAUUUUAUGAAUCAUUUCAAAUAAAUAAUAAUAUUGUAGAUUAUAAAAGGCACAGCUCAUUUAGAGGUACUGCUUUAGCCAUGAGUAAUCUACUUCAUAUUCACUCAAAAAAAAAAAAAAAAAAACAAUUGUGCAUAAACUUCUGUCUGCAUUGAACUUAGUCCUUAGUGCACUGUACAGCUCAACAGAUGCAAAGAACUUAUAAGAGCAAUGUCUGUAUUUGUGCCAUUAGAAAAGUGUACAUGAUAGCCCUCUUAAAUAAAAAAUAUUUUAUGA
Molecule: messenger RNA, 4671 nt
Organism: Myxocyprinus asiaticus (Chinese sucker)
Lineage: Eukaryota; Metazoa; Chordata; Actinopteri; Cypriniformes; Catostomidae
Product: gastrula zinc finger protein XlCGF52.1-like
Exons: 2
Coding region: 2440-3630 (396 amino acids)
Source: RefSeq, a predicted model, not a curated record